This is a messenger RNA of Nematostella vectensis (starlet sea anemone), 3764 nucleotides long. RefSeq names its product protein MTSS 1. Lineage: Eukaryota; Metazoa; Cnidaria; Anthozoa; Actiniaria; Edwardsiidae. Gene Ontology annotation, biological process: plasma membrane organization; cell projection assembly. The transcript has 14 exons. Gene Ontology annotation, cellular component: cytoplasmic side of plasma membrane; actin cytoskeleton. Gene Ontology annotation, molecular function: phospholipid binding; actin binding. The record is from RefSeq and is a predicted model, not a curated record. The coding region runs from base 328 to 2265 and encodes 645 amino acids.
UAUCAUGUGACUUCGUGAACACACGGCCACAACAUAAACAGUCGGGAAGUUACAACGUGAAUCGUGAAAUACCGGGAAAUUUAUCCGUGCUCGGCUGGGAAUUUGCGAGAAUUUGUGAGAGAAAAAAGCCCGUUUUUCACUUUGAAAUACAAAACUUCCGUUGGCAAAACCUUUGUUCCGGAGCUUUCAUCACUGACUCCUCGAAUCUAGGUGGAAUUGGAGAGGACAGAAUAGCCCUUCCAGGCUUCAAUAACACGCUGGCGGACCAAAUGAGUGAAAUUAUAAAACGAUUUGUGUGAACGCCGGUCGAAGGAUUCGUUUGCGAAGAUGACAGAACUUGAAGCGACCGAGGGGAAUCUUAUACAGAGCAUAAUCAACGACCUGAAGAACAGUGCACCGGUCUGGGAUGACUUUGUUGGUAAAGCGGGCAAACUCCAUUCAGCUCUCAGGGCCACCGUAAGCGCGGCGGACUCUUUCCUAGAUGCUUUCCAGAGGGUCGCGGAUGUGGCUAACAAUUCGAGGGGGUCAUCGCGAGAUAUCGGCCAAUCUCUGACUAAGAUGGUCAUGAGACACAAGAGUAUUGACGGCCAGCUCAAGGCACUCAUCGGACUGCUUUAUGACUCCUUAAUUUCACCCCUUCAAUCAAACCUGGACGAAUGGAAACGGGGUGUCAGUCAACUUGACAGGGACCAUGCCAAAGAAUACAAGAAAGCUAAACAGGAGAUGAAAAAGAUCACUGCAGAGACAAUCAAAUGGCAGAAAAAGGUCAAGAAAGGAAAAACGGAACACCAAGACCGAUUAGAUGCUGCAGUUAAGGCUGCCAAUCUACAGCUCAGUGCAUUUGAGGAACAAGAGCGGAAAUACCUGCGCAAGACUCUGAUUGAAGAGCGUGCCAGAUACUGCACCAUGGCUUCAUGCGUCAAGACAGUUGUGGAGCAAGAAAUAGCUAUGUUGGGAGAGAUCAAUCACCUGGAGUCACUUGUCGCAGACAUUGCUCGCCAGACCUACAACCCCGCCGUGCUACCUGUGGUCGGGGAGGACCUGGUGCGGAAUCUACGACUCUCGGACCAUUCCUCUGGUUCGUGGGACGAUGAUCAGACCCCACCACCGAGCCCCACGAAUUACGCGGCACGAAAACAUUCUCACCCGGGUCUCCAGAUGCCAAACAGUCCUACGCACAGGGGAGGGGACAGGGACCCGCCGACUACUCCCCCACCCCCUCCCCCCUCAGAGAAGGACGCGUACUACGAUGCUUUCUCUCGGCACUACUCCUUCUCGGCCAAGCACUCGAGCAACAAGGCGAAGCACCAGCGCGCACACAAGGCGACCACACCUUCUACCUCCCCCAAGAAACACGUGCCCGUGAAUAUGAGGUCGUCGAGUUUCAGCAUCUCGUCCAACUCAUCCUACUCGUCCAUGUCGUCACUUGGAUCCUCGCUCGGGUCACCCUCCUCCGAGUCCCUACCCCACCCCCCACCUCCCCUGACGCCUCAGCACCCCUCAGGGUCAAUGGACCAGCUACCGCCCCCACCCUUCCCAGGCGCUGUGCCCACCAUACCUAGUGCAGGCGUCCCGCGACCACAGGGUGACCGUACCUCUUGGACCACUGCUGACUCUGGCUGUUGCUCGUCCUCGUCAGGAGAGCGAUCCCCUUCCACCUCCAUGGGACAGGUGUACUGCCCCUCUACCGUCCCCGAGUACCCCAAGGAGGACCACUCUGGCACGGGCCCCCAAUAUGCCACGCCCUACCAACAGGUUAUCUAUCAGCGGAACCGCUGUCUGAGCGAAUCAUCCGCGCCACCAGGUCACAGAAGAUGUGAUAGCGACUCCCAGAGCUAUUACUCCGGUAGCAGUGACGGCCAGAGUAUCAUCUCAAGCGAUUCGGGGUACUUCGGCAACAACGCGUGUCAUCCGAACCCCGAUUGGCCUCGGGAGACCUCCGCCCCGGGCGCGCUCUCGCCGCCAAAACAACGAGUCGCGUUUAAUCGAAGCCAGAGCGUAUCUGGUCGACCCAGCGCCGCGCAAGCCGCACAGUUAGCAGUGCUGGCGAGUCACGCGGCACGAAGCCGAAGCGCACCUAUGCCGCCCAUGCGAAAAUCAUCGGUACAGCCGACGUGCCCCGAGAGGGCUACGAAUGCUCCGAGUGAGAUGAUGACUCAUUCCGAACAUACGUCGUCUCCCGAAGAGGAGGAACCGAGUAUGCUACUGCGACAGAUUCAAAUGCAGAGACAAGCCAUUCAAAAAAAGCGGGAUGAAUUCAGCUGAUACUGUGUCAGUGGGAAUGUUAUGGAUAUUCAUGGUACAGGAACUAUGUUUAAAUUUUUGAGUUUGUCCACAUGCAAGGCGCUGUUUGUGGAGAAGAAAUUGGCACGCGAAGUGCAUUAUGAAAAAGGUUGUUUUGAGUACGAGCUUUCGUCGUUCUGGAUGAUAGAAGUUUGAAUUAGAAAUUAAAACCAUUGAAUUGCCUGCAUCAAGGAUUGGCCUAAAGGUUAUUCCAUGGUUUGAUCAGUAGUAUGGGAUUAUUUGCUCACGGUGGAAAUAUAAACGGUAUGUAAACGUUACUGUGGUAUAUCUGUGGAGAGAACGGUUCUUCCUGGGACCUGGGAACAAUAUAAUCUCGGUUUGGUGCCUACGUUUCGUAAUUGUGAAAGUUACCGUGAUAUAUCUGUGGAAAGAACGGUUCUGCCUGGGCCCUGGGAACAAUAUAACCUCGUUUUGGUGUCUACAUCUCGUACUUGUAAAAGUUACCGUGGGAUAACUGUGGAGAGAACGUUUCGUCUGGGACCUGGGAACAAAUAACCUCGUUUUGGUGUCUACAUCACGUGCUUGUAAAAGUUACCGUGGGAUACCUGUGGAGAAAACGUUUUGUCUGCGAACAAUAUAACCUCUUUUUGGUGUCUACAUCUCGUACUUGUAAAAGUUACCGUGGGAUACCUGUGGAGAGAACGUUUCGUGUGUGACAAUCGCUUGCUGUUUUUUCCAUUAUGCUGUAGAGCUGAUGUUAGUUGCUGCCCUGAUAAAGUAGAUUUGCCCGUGAAUGGGACAAAAAUUUGAGUAGGCGUCAAAAUAGAGAUUUAUGAUUCAAAUUUUAUUAGUCAGUUAAAGACGAACAUUAAUUAUUAGGACCGCCACGUUUGCGAUGUUAAGUAUAUGAAGUCAAAAGAUUCUGUUUGAAUAUUAGUAUAUAGUAUUUACCUGAAAAUACACUAAGCAAGAGAGUAUAAUUUAUACAUACUGCUCAAAAGCUCAAUUCUCAUAGUGAAUUGUACUAUCUUAUUGAAGAAUUUAGCUUUUGAUCCAUAGAUGCACAGUGCUGUGUUUAUAGCAAGCCACGUUUGACGCACUCUUUGGAAAUGACCAUUUUGUACAAAAGGCUCAUAAAAAACAACUCUUACAUCCACUUCGACAAACGUGACAUCUUGGGCGAUUUGAGCGCAUUCGGCGUCUAAUCGUAUCAAGCUAGAUCAAUUAUCGAUUUGUAUUGCCGAAAUCCGAAAAUCCCUGAGUCGGGCAAGAGAGAUCCGUCUCGGCCGUUCAAUGAAGGCCUGGGCUCUAGUCUCCAACUUUAUCGAUCACACUGCAGCUUUUGCACCAAAGGUCGACCGAGUAUUUUGCUCUGAGAUUAGAAAAAAAAUGUUGUUUCUAUUGAAAAGCCUCAACUAGAUUUUUAAUAAAAUUAGAAAACGUACAUAAUGGUCAGAGGGUGUGCAUGUUGUUAGAGUAAGUACUGCCCUUAAAAUCAAAAUAAAACAUCUUUCAUCGCC